GAUCUCCUCCCCUCCGUCACUGAUCGCAAUCACCAGUUCACCACCAACCCAGCCCAACCCACGGGAGGCGGCGGCGGCGGGAGCACAGAGAUGGGGGACGUGGCCAAGGACCUGGCGGCCGGCACCGUCGGGGGAGUCGCCAACCUCAUCGUCGGCCACCCGUUCGACACCAUCAAGGUCAAGCUCCAGAGCCAGCCCACCCCCGCUCCCGGCCACCUCCCCAAGUACGCCGGCGCCGUCGAUGCCGUCAAGCAGACCAUCGCCGCGGAGGGGCCCAGGGGACUGUACAAGGGGAUGGGGGCGCCUCUCGCCACCGUUGCCGCCUUCAACGCCGUCCUCUUCACCGUCAGGGGCCAGAUGGAGGCUCUCCUGAGGUCGGAGCCCGGCCACCCUUUGACGGUCAAGCAGCAGGUCGUCGCCGGUGCUGGUGCUGGGGUAGCUGUCUCCUUCCUCGCGUGCCCAACUGAGCUCAUCAAGUGCAGGUUGCAAGCCCAGAGUGCUUUAGCCGAGGCAGCAGCUGCUUCUGGUGUAGCUCUACCCAAAGGACCAAUCGAUGUGGCGAAGCAUGUCGUCAGGGAAGCCGGCACGAAAGGAUUGUUCAAAGGCCUCGUCCCUACGAUGGGCCGUGAGGUUCCUGGCAAUGCCGUGAUGUUCGGCGUGUAUGAAGCCACCAAGCAGUACCUCGCCGGUGGCCAGGACACAUCAAAUCUUGGCAGAGGCUCCCUCAUCCUUGCCGGAGGCCUUGCUGGGGCGGCGUUCUGGCUGUCAGUCUACCCUACCGACGUCGUGAAGAGUGUGAUCCAGGUGGACGACUACAAGAAGCCAAGGUACUCAGGGUCCGUUGACGCUUUCAAGAAGAUUCUUGCGGCUGAUGGAGUGAAAGGCCUGUACAAGGGGUUUGGACCUGCCAUGGCUCGCAGUGUCCCGGCCAAUGCUGCGACCUUCGUCGCCUAUGAGAUUACAAGAUCAGCUCUAGGUUGAUUGAUUCCUCAUUCCAUUGGGCCAUUUAUAUCUCUUGUCAUGGUUGAAACAACCACCUGGCAGUGCAGUUGAGAAAGAUGCAGCAGCUCCAAGCCUUUCUUUCUUUCUUUUUUUUGCAAAGUUCAUUUUAGCUGCAACAUUGUGAUUCAAAACAUUGAAGUAUGGAAGCAAUAGCGAUAGCAAGAUCGCUGGCUCUG
Messenger RNA from Oryza brachyantha (malo sina), 1178 nucleotides. RefSeq names its product mitochondrial carnitine/acylcarnitine carrier-like protein. Gene Ontology annotation, molecular function: L-ornithine transmembrane transporter activity. The transcript is spliced from 3 exons. Lineage: Eukaryota; Viridiplantae; Streptophyta; Magnoliopsida; Poales; Poaceae. Bases 91 to 981 code for a protein of 296 amino acids. Gene Ontology annotation, biological process: mitochondrial L-ornithine transmembrane transport. The record is from RefSeq and is a predicted model, not a curated record.